Molecule: messenger RNA, 2070 nt
Organism: Anthonomus grandis grandis
Lineage: Eukaryota; Metazoa; Arthropoda; Insecta; Coleoptera; Curculionidae
Gene: CCT2
Product: T-complex protein 1 subunit beta
Exons: 8
Coding region: 153-1757 (534 amino acids)
Biological process (GO): protein folding
Cellular component (GO): cytosol; chaperonin-containing T-complex
Molecular function (GO): ATP hydrolysis activity; ATP binding; ATP-dependent protein folding chaperone
Source: RefSeq, a predicted model, not a curated record
GUUGGUCCCAUGCAAUGUCUAGUGAAUCAAUUGAGAAGAAAUUUGCGAACUUCAUUGUUAACAAAUUUUGGUUUGGUGAAUGAAUCUUUGUGGAAUAUCAGAAAAUACUCAAAUAAUCCAAUAAAAAAGAAGCAAAAGGCACAAUUUAAACAAUGGUUUCACUAAAUCCAGUAAGAAUUUUGAAAGAAAAUGCUGAAGAAGAAAAAGCUGAAAUUGCUAGGCUCAGCAGUUUUGUUGGAGCUAUUGCCAUUGGAGAUUUGGUCAAGAGCACCUUGGGGCCAAAGGGCAUGGAUAAAAUACUAGUUUCCAGUGGAAGAAAUGCUGGAGCAGUAGAAGUUACAAAUGAUGGAGCUACAAUCUUAAAAGCUAUAGGAGUGGAUAACCCUGCAGCAAAAGUGUUGGUGGAUAUGUCCAAGGUUCAAGAUGAUGAGGUUGGAGAUGGAACCACAUCAGUCACAGUUUUUGCUUCAGAACUGUUAAGGGAAGCAGAAAAAUUAAUUGAUCAGAAGUUGCAUCCUCAGAUUAUUAUUGCUGGAUGGAGGAAGGCUGUUGAUGUUGCUAGAAAGACUCUUACAGAAGCAUCUCAAGACAAUAGCGCUAAUUUGGAAAGCUUUAGAAAAGACCUUAUGAAUAUUGCUCGCACUACUUUAAGCUCAAAAAUCUUAUCCCAACAUAAAGAACAUUUUGCAAAGUUAGCUGUUGAUGCUGUUUUAAGGUUAAAAGGAUCUGGAAACUUACAAGCCAUACAAAUCAUCAAAAAAAGUGGUGGUGUCUUAGAAGAUUCUUUCCUAGAAGAAGGUUUCUUACUAGAUAAGAAACCAGGUGUUCACCAGCCAAAACGUGUUGAAAAUGCUAAGAUUUUAAUUGCAAAUACUCCAAUGGAUACUGAUAAAAUUAAAGUUUUUGGAUCAAACAUUAAGGUAGAUUCUAUGGCUAAGAUAGCAGAAUUAGAAACUGCAGAAAAAGAAAAAAUGAAGGACAAAGUCACAAAAAUUGUAAAGCACAACUGCAAUGUAUUCAUCAACCGUCAGCUAAUUUACAAUUACCCAGAACAACUCUUCGCUGAUGCUGGCGUCAUGGCUAUUGAGCAUGCUGAUUUUGAUGGUAUUGAAAGGUUAGCUCUAGUUACAGGUGGAGAAAUUGUGUCAACUUUUGAUAAUCCAGAAGCUGUCAAACUAGGAACAUGCGAUCUGAUUGAACAGAUUAUGAUUGGUGAAGACACCUUGCUUAGAUUUAGUGGUGUAGCAUUGGGAGAGGCUUGUUCAAUAGUUAUUAGGGGAGCAACUCAACAAAUCAUAGAAGAAGCGGAUAGAUCAUUACAUGACGCCUUGUGUGUUUUGGCUGCCACAGUAAAGGAAAGUCGCGUUGUGUUCGGAGGUGGGUGCAGUGAAACCCUUAUGGCUGUAGCUGUUAGUAAAGCUGCCUUAGCGACUCCUGGAAAAGAAGCUAUGGCUAUGGAAGCUUUUGCAAGGGCAUUGACUCAGUUGCCGACUAUUAUUGCUGACAAUGCUGGCUAUGAUUCUUCCCAAUUGGUGGCCGAAUUAAGAGCCGCCCACAACAAUGGCCAGUCAACUAUGGGUCUGAAUAUGGAGAAAGGUGAAAUAGGCGACAUGCGUGAAUUAGGAAUCACGGAAUCGUUUGCCGUGAAGCGACAAGUGUUGUUGUCCGCUUCUGAAGCGGCAGAAAUGAUUCUCCGCGUAGACAACAUCAUUAAAGCGGCACCUAGAAGACGGGUGGAAGAUAGAGGACAUUGUUAAGUUAUCUCAGUUAUGGUUUGCUUGAUUUCCAGUUUAAUUAGUAUUUUCAAAAUGUAUGUAGCAUACCCCUAUUUCAAUUUUCCUCUUUUUAAAGACCAUUUUUUUCUAAAACGUAAUUCUGCUGCAUAUAUUUAAUGUGAAAUUAAUGUGCAGGCUGUUCAGUACAAACCUUACUGUUUCCGCAAAGGUUAUUGUUAAGCCGACUUUUAUUUUCAUACGCCUAACAUUAAUAGUAUUUUUACAUUACAUACUCCACGCUUAGAAGUUUUUAUAACACAAAUAUUUGAUAUUGAUUAAAAUAUUAACAAAAAUA